CAGGGGGCGACACUAAACCUGUUUAUGUAGCCAGAGCUCAUAACUCAUGCUAGAAUAAAACGUACGUGUCUUUAUGUCGCUGGAGUCUUUUUCAGCAUUGAGGAACGACAGAAAGCCGUGAGAUGUUUGAGUCUGAAGAUUCUGACGUCGAGGACGGGCAGGAUUUGGUCCAACCCAAGACUAAAAAUGACAAAUUUCCAUUCAUCCACGUGGAGCCACCUGACAAUUUGUAUAAGCGGUGGGGCAAAAUAAAGCUCGAGCAGAGAAGAGAGGCAGGACACUUGCUACAUAUCUCAGUGUUCUGGUGGCACAUACUGUACAAACAACAGGACAAUCACAUGACUACAGCCUGGGCUGUGAACGUGGGCUUCUUAGAUGCCAAUGUUUCAAACGAAAUGAGUGUGAAAAGGCUGCAAAGAAUUGAAAUCCUGGAGCUCAUUCUUGACACAGUGGAAAAAUGUCUGGCAGACAAUGAUCCUGAGAGAAAAGCAAGAGAGCUGGUAAUGAUUAGCAUGUGUCUUAAAAUGGAGGAUGAAGGUCUUAUAAAGGCUGUCAACUGGUUAAAUGAAUCUCGCACUCCAGGUCUAAGCAGGAGGAUCCUUCAACUUGGACCAAAGCAAAUACGCCACCAAGUUCUAGAUUUUGUUUUUUUUGAGUAUUCUCAGUACAUAAAGGUCAUGUCAUGGGACAAAAAUCAGGCGUUUAGGGAGCUGUCAUUAAAUCCAGAGCCUUGGUGUUUACAGAAAAGUGAAGAAAUGAAGAACAAAGGGAACGAACAGUUUCAAAAGAAAAACUACGAACUUGCAGUGAAAUGGUACACAAAGGCCAUUAGAUAUCAUACCAACAAUCACUUCUUGUAUGGGAACAGAGCACUCUGCUAUCUUCGUUGUGAAAAAUACCUAAAAGCAAUGGGUGAUGGUAAACGAGCUGUUCUACUUCAACGAGACUGGGCAAAGGGCCACUAUCGUUUCUGUGAUGCCUUAUUCUACCUUGGAGCUAGAGAAAAAGCAUUAGAAGCCAACCUCACAGCUCAGAGUUAUUGCAGUGCUGAUCCGGAGGGAAUGAGAGACCUCCAGCAGCAAUGCAGUCGCUUCAUGACUGAGAUUUCUGAGGGCAGCAGUAAAGCCAGAGCCGCAGUUUGUUCAGAAGCUGAAGGAAAACAGAAGAAAACCGAAGCUAAGAAAGGAUCCAGUAAAAGACCUGAAGAAGCAUGUGGAGUUGUGUGGAGUCCCAUGGCCCAACAUGUUCAUCCAGAUAAAGACCCAGAGGCAGCUCAUAACUCUGAGAAUAAGCAGAAAGCAGAAGACUCAAAGCAGGAGGAAACAUCAGCAACUUUAGAACCCGUGACUGAGCAUCAAGGUGAGGACAAAUCGACCGAGGCUAAAAGCGAAAUGGGGGACCGAAAGGCAAAGAAAUCAGCAUCAGGCAUUCAGGAGAAGCACUCUGUUAAGAAUAAACAGCCACCAACGCAGCCCCAGAGCAGCAGCAGCAGUGAAGUGUACAGUAAAGAGCAGUUUUGCGCUGCAGUACGCGAUGCGCAUGUGGCUCUCAGUGACCAGCGCUGUCGUAACGCAGAGCAGUGUUUCUCUGAGGCACUCAGGAUUCUGGACUCCAUUGGGAUCAAGGAUCUUGGCAUAUCUGAAAUGGAUAGAACUUUGUUGAUUUAUGGUUAUGCUACAGCUCUGAUAGAAAUUGGGCAACCCGAGGAAUUGGCAGAAGCUCAGCGUCAGUUUGAAAAACUAAGCUCUACAGCAAACAGAACAUUCCAGUCUUUGGUUCAUACUGGUUUAGGAAAGGUGUUGCUGAAGGAGAAUAAAUUUAGCAAAGCCAAAGAUGAAUUUUUCAAUGCUCUGUUGAUGGUUCAGAGGCAGAUCAUGCCAGGAAAACUGACAUGGCCAACCACUAAAGUAAUUGUUGAAGAGACCUGUCCUGAAUAUUUAAAAGAGCUGCUUGAGAGUUUCAUAAAGAUCUGCAAGUUUCCUCCUAAGCCGGAUGCAGUUUGCCGACAUUGCUUGGGACAAGCCCUUAUAUAUUUCACUGACCCAGACUUUAAGGGCUUCAUUCGGUUGUCAUGCUCUCAGAGCUGCAAGGUGGAGUAUCAUAUCAGUUGCUGGAAAAAGUUCAAAGCUGCUUCAUUUUCAGACAAGAACGACAAGGAUUUCCUGCAGGAUUUGUGUUUUACUCCUGACUGUACUGGUAAAAUCUGCCGAAUUGUAAUAUAUGACUCAACUGGUCUUAUUAAGUGUGAGUUUAAAUCGUCUGUUUCUAAAAGCAAAAUUCCUGGGAUGAGAGUCAAACAGAAAUGUACAAGUCUUAAGAAGUUGAAAGCUAAAGAGGAAAGAAAGCUGUGGCGGAAACAAAAAAGAGCGGCUUUGUCCAUAACCAAGAAUGAGAUGAACAAUUUAGAAAUAGAAGAUGAAACUGAAAAAGGAGCAGAAGCCAUUAAUCAAUCGUCUUUCAAGGAUUGUGUUGUAUAUGGAGAUCGUGUUUUACACCAAAUUGAUAAAAACAAAGAUCUUUUCAACGAUGAGAUUCACAAUAUUUCUGGUAUGCUGCUGUGUCUGAGACCAUGGAUGAAGUUGGAUGAGGAUAAAGGACAUGCAAGCAUAUUGAAGGACCAUGCAGAACCCAAGGUUCUCAGGGACCUAGUGGAUCUGCUGCUGGAGAGAAAGAACAGGGUUUGGGCCAGACUCUUUCUUCAUAACCUCAGUGGCUACCAACACGUUAAGCCUGAAGUUCAUGAAUGGGCUCAGCAACUUGACAAUGCUGGUCUGAAAGCUGCUGAGAACUUUAUUGGUCAAUUUUCCGAUGAUCUGGAGAACUUGGAUCUUUCUUCCAUGUUGGAUUUUCCACCACUACAUGAAGUAUUUCUUGACUCAGGCUUCCCUGUAAUAGAUUACCUGAGACAAGCCCCACCACAGGAAAUGCGCCUCUUUAUUUGGACUCUAGAAGAACACCGAGAACACAACCCCUCUUGGUUCAGUAUCCUUGAUGACUUUUUUGAAAUGGAUUCGAUAUGUUUAGUGUUAAAGAAGACAGAAAAAGAUGACCACUUAACUUCUGUUUAUAAGAAUAAAAGCAAAAAUCGAAAAAAGAGGCAAAAAGAACCAAAGUCUGUCUUACUUCUACCGGGGAUUAGAAGAGAGGAAGAGGACAAUUUCUUCGUUGAGGAAGAUUCGCUGAGGCUGCUUCAUGGUGGUGAUCCCUUUAGUGUUCCAGAUUAUUUGAGAGAGCAGCUUGCAGAGUUUGAGGGGCAGUAUGCCAAUCCAGGAUACUCUAAUCACUAUAAGAGAUUUUUGGACAACAACCCAGAUCCAACUAAAGAGUGUUUAUACGAUUACUUUGCACAGAUUCUGGAGGAGCAUGGUCCUCUUGAGGUCUCAGACCCACUGCUUGUGGGUGAGAUGAAGAACUUUCCUCUUGAAGCACUGCAAAAGAUUGAAGCUGCUGGAGGACUUAAACCUUUCCUGCACGAAUCUCUCAGAUUUGUAAUGCGUGAUGAUGUCAUUGCACUUGCGUCACACGCUGUGUACUUUCAGGACACUAUAGAUGACGAUGCCUACCUGUUGGACAAUUUUCACACUCCUACUUGCAGCAUGGACGAUUUAGAGUCAAAAGGCUCCUCCCUUCUUAACCCUUCAGCCAAAGAAUUUCUGCCCCAGAAUAAACAUUUGGCUCUGAAUGAUGACAGUGAAUCUUAUGACCAUGCUAGUUGUCUUGUUCUCCCCAGUCCAUAUGAUUUAAUACCUCAGAGUUCUGAGGAUGUAAGUUAUGCAUCUGGGAUUCAAGAUAUACCUGGAAAUGUAAAACCUGAUCUACAAGCAGUAGCGUAUCAUGAUUACUUCCCCAUUGACCAACUGAAUGCAUUUAACACUGAGGUUUUCAGCUCUGAUGAUAAUAAUUAUAUACAUUUUAAAGAGGACACGUGUCCUAAAAGUAAGACUGUUUUUGUUCAGACGCUCUGGGGUGACAAAGAUACAAGAGAUGAUGUGGCCAUUAAUACAGAACCAUAUGCAGAGUUUGAAAAAAACAGAGGAGAUAUGAUGGAAACAGAAAAAAACAACUUAAAAUUGGAAAAUCGCAUCCAAGAUAUGAGGGAAAUGCUUAAUAUUUUUCAAAACAAUAAAACGUCAUGUUCUGCACUUGACACUGAAGUGAGCAACAUUAAUCAACAUAUAGAGAUUUCCAACAAAGAAUUGACUUACUUCCAACAAAAUCUUGAGGAUGAGGUACGGAAAACUCAGCAAGAGAAGAAAGCCCACCAAGAGAUGCUGAAGGUUUUGAAGGGUGAAAUCAAGGAGCUGGUGGAUUUCCAAGAGAGUGUUUCCAAGCAAAUUCAAGAUAAGAACCUGGAAUAUCAGAAAGAACUGGAUCAUUUCUUUGCAAAAAGUAACCAUUGGGCAAACGAGAAGAUGAAUUUGGAGGAAACAGUAAAGAAGUGUAGAGAUCUGUGUGCGAAAUCAACCAGUCGAUCAGUGGCAGGACGGGUGUCCUUCCUGAAAAAUAGGCGAGAGCAUGGGCUGCGUGGCUUGAGGAAGUUCUUGACAGAUGGGAAGGCAAUUCUAAAACACCUGAAUGAGAGAUCCCCCAUGCAUCUAACUGCAGGCUUCAGUUCCAUCAUUGAGGACUGGAAGUCAUGCAUCCAGGACGUUGAGGAGAAUAUCAAAAGAACCGAGAUGCAGUAUGAAGAGCAGAUAGAGCGUGUGAAAAAGGGCACCAGCCUGUCCUCUCUCCCUGCAGUUGGCAUACCAUGCACCCCUGCUCCACCUGCUGUACCGACCUUUCUUCAUCCUUUAUCCAAUAAGCAGCCAGCUUUGCCACAGCUUCCUGUGCAGCACACACACCCACACACCUCAUAUGGAUUUCAGCACAUGGCAGUAAACACUCACCAUGCCAUGCACACACCUACAGCAGCCAGCGAGAAGGUUUCUGCUCCGGCGCCACCUGCAACCUCGGCUCCGGUUCAGCCUCCACAGCCUCUCGCUGUAUUUGAGAGGAUCGUAGAUCGUCUCAGCUCCAUGUUCCCUCACUAUAGCAGAUCAGUCCUGACACAAUUUAUUCAGGAGGUCCGCUCUAUGAAUGGUGGCAGUCUGAGCAUGCUGAAGUAUGAAGAACUGAUUAACAGAGCUGCGCAACUCAUCCUUGAUCAUCAGGAAAACUCACAAAUGAACUUGAUGAGUAGGGAAGUGGCUGGAGUGAGACACACACCAGUACCCAGUCCAACGCCUCCUCCAUUCGAGUCCUCCAAAGCUACUGCACCUGCUUCACCCGUACAUGUGUGGAAGAGCGUGUCCUCUCAACAUCGCAAGUCGUCUAGAGCUGAAAGGCUGAACAUGGAGGACCCUUGUAUUAUUUGUCAUGAGGAUAUGAUGCCUGAGGACCUGUGUGUGCUGGAGUGUCGCCACAGCUUCCACAGAGAGUGCAUAAAGUCCUGGCUGAAAGAGCAGAGUACUUGUCCUACCUGCCGAGAGCACGCGCUUUUACCUGAGGAUUUCCCCAUGUUACCAGGACGACAUCGACGGGGUCACUUACAUGCGGCAACCUUCACUUAAACCAUCUGUAUAUGUUAAUCUUUACAAUUGUUAUAUAACGUAUUAUUCUAAAAUGUAUAACAUAUAGAAUUUAAUAUUAAAAAAGAUUUUAUAUAGCAUACAAAAUGUGCUAUAUAUGAUGUAACCAGAAUAAAAAUUAUUGAAUCUCGAUUGUACGUUACAGGGCGACUGGGGCAAAUAUUUAACCAUUUACUCACCCCAUUUCUGGAAGGCAGGGAGGUGUGGUGUGUUUUUUAUUUUUAUUUUUUAGCGACUUGUGAACUUUGAACAGAUUAAACAGUUCAGUUUUGAUUGGUGCCAGUUAUGAUUUGGCUGGUCUUAAAACCUGUGAAACUCUUAAUCCUCAAUUAUUAAGGACCAAACAGUAUUGUUUUAAUGACUGUUUUAAAUUUUCUCUUUUUUUCCCCUUUGAUUGUUUGCACUAUUGAUCAGUUGAAUUUGUUUCUUUAACUUUAGAACUCCUUAAACAAGAAAAUAAAAAAGGAAACGUUUCUUUUCUAUUCGUGGUUGAUUGUUCUGUUGCCUUUUAGACAUUUUAGAUUCUGACAAAAUGUAGGAUUUGUGUGCAUUAAUGUUUUCUUUACAUUAAUGCUUUAGAACACAGGCUACUAAGUGAUUUUAUGUUAUGGCUUUGUAAGCUAGGAAAUUUUAUAUUAAACAUAUUGAAAUCUCCAAA
This is a messenger RNA of Tachysurus vachellii, 6228 nucleotides long. It is a transcript of the gene ttc3, whose product is annotated as tetratricopeptide repeat domain 3. The transcript is spliced from 46 exons. NCBI's taxonomy places the organism in Eukaryota, Metazoa, Chordata, Actinopteri, Siluriformes, Bagridae. The record is from RefSeq and is a predicted model, not a curated record. Gene Ontology annotation, molecular function: protein binding. Bases 123 to 5552 code for a protein of 1809 amino acids.